AUGGGGUUGAGGCAUCAAUCUUGUGUCGAGGCAGAGAAUUGCGGCGGCUACGCUCGUAUUGGUAGAAUGUCCCAGGUGUUUGAAAGCGGAUGCACCCGCCCUGCAAGGGGCAGGUCCCGCAUCGCAGUACACAUUGCAAUGUCGAGGGCCGCAUUGCUGUGGUGUUGUGGUGUUUACAGCCGAGGCAAAAUAUACUCGCACAUUCACUGCGGUGGGCAGGCACCAGGCAUGAUGGAAGGGGGCAUCCGAAUCAGGAAUGCCGCCAAUUCCCAAAACGGGCCUUCUGGAAAAACCCCAUGCAGCGCUCCGCGGGUCCAGCCUGGAACACUGACGCAACGAAUGGCACGGCGGGCUGGCGGGCGGGCGGGCGGCGGCUGA
This is a messenger RNA of Purpureocillium lilacinum, 378 nucleotides long. The record is from RefSeq and is a predicted model, not a curated record. NCBI's taxonomy places the organism in Eukaryota, Fungi, Ascomycota, Sordariomycetes, Hypocreales, Ophiocordycipitaceae.